CCAAGUAAUACAGAUCACCCCACUACUUCCUUCCUUCUUCCUCCUUUAUUUAUUUUCUGCAAACUCUGUACGCAACAACAAGAAGAGAUCCUCUUUAAGAGGCUCCCUAAACUUCAUUGAAGUAGAUUCUAAGUUUCUAACCCUAAUAAGGAUCACAGAACAGAGGGGUAAGAAAAUGGCCAAAAGCAAGGUUUUGAUUGUGGGAGGAACGGGGUAUAUUGGGAGGAGGAUAGUGAAGGCGAGUCUGGCUCUUGGCCAUGAGACCUAUGUUGUUCAACGACCUGAGUUAGGGCUUCAAAUUGAGAAGCUUCAGAUGUUGCUCUCCUUCAAGAAGCAAGGUGCUCGUCUCGUUCAGGCCUCCUUCUCUGAUCACCGGAGCCUCGUCGACGCCGUCAAGCAGGUUGAUGUUGUCAUCAGCGCCGUCUCCGGCGUCCAUUUCCGGAGCCAUAGCAUUCUGUUGCAGCUCAAGCUCGUCGAGGCCAUCAAAGAAGCUGGAAAUGUUAAGCGUUUCUUGCCUUCAGAAUUUGGACUAGACCCUGGUCGUAUGGGACAUGCUCUGGAACCAGGAAGAGUGACAUUUGAUGACAAAAUGACGGUAAGAAAAGCAAUAGAGGAAGCUAAUAUCCCUUAUACUUACAUCUCCGCGAACCUGUUCGCCGGUUACUUCGCUGGCAGCCUCUCUCAGAUGGGCUCAUUUGUCCCUCCAAGAGACAAGGUUCAUCUAUUUGGGGAUGGCAACCUCAAAGCUGUGUUUAUGGAUGAGGAUGAUGUUGCAACAUAUACCAUAAAAGCCAUAGACGACCCUCGAACACUAAACAAAACACUGUACUUAAGGCCACCAGAGAACAUUCUUUCCCAAAGAGAGCUUAUUGGAAUUUGGGAGAAACUCAUUAGAAAGGAACUAGAGAAGACAUACAUAUCUGCAGAAGGCUUCCUUACCACCUUGAAAGGCCUGGAUUAUAAACUCCAAGUUGGAAUUGGACAUUUCUAUCAUAUUUUCUAUGAGGGCUGUUUAACAGAUUUUGAAAUUGGUGAAGAGGGAGAAGAAGCUUCAAAGCUUUAUCCUGAGGUUAAUUACACACGCAUGGAUGAGUACCUGAGGAUCUAUGUGUAAAAUAAAUUGAUUUCACAAGAGUUCAGUGUGAUAAAUUAAACCAUGAUUAUCAGCUAAAAUAACCUUACUUUGAGAGAUUUUUGCAGAACAAGGUCUUUCUCAUAUCUUGGGGUUCGCCUAGCGGUUUUCCUGUACAAGUAUAUCAGUAAUGUAGUGUGCUUAAUGUAUCAUCACCCCCUUUUUUUAUUAACUUCUUUAUAAUAAUAAUAAUAACGACGAAAAGACCAUUCUUAUUUGCAGAAAUUAGACCUGGGACUGUAACCCGUUCACCAGAA
Molecule: messenger RNA, 1389 nt
Organism: Prosopis cineraria
Lineage: Eukaryota; Viridiplantae; Streptophyta; Magnoliopsida; Fabales; Fabaceae
Product: isoflavone reductase homolog
Exons: 4
Coding region: 176-1114 (312 amino acids)
Molecular function (GO): oxidoreductase activity
Source: RefSeq, a predicted model, not a curated record